ACCCCCACCGCUCGUCAGGCAGCAUCCGGGACGCCUCAGCGGGUCUCCUCGGCUCAGUCGUCCCCGGAUGGACGCGAGGACAAGCCAGCGGAAUUGUCGGAUAAAACCAGACGGCCAAGAUGAGCUCGGACGGCGGCGGGUCGCGGCCCCCCAAGGUGGGCUCAAUGGUGGAGGUGAUCGGCAAGGGCCACCGGGGCAGGGUGGCCUUCGUCGGCACCACCCUCUUCGCCUCGGGCAAGUGGGUCGGCGUCAUCCUGGACGAGGCUAAGGGCAAGAACGACGGCACCGUGCAGGGGAAGCGCUACUUCACCUGCCAGGACGGCCACGGCAUGUUUGUCAGACAGUCGCAGAUCCAAGUGGUGGACGACGGCGCCGACACCACGUCCCCGGAGACGCCCGAGCUCGGCGGCGCCAAGGUGCCCAAGCGAGACAUCUCGGACACGUCCAAGUCCACCAAACUGCGAGGAGUCAAGCCCAAAAAGACUCCGACUCCUCGAAAGCAGCCGAGCCGGCCCGCGGGCUCCGGCGGCAAGGGUCCGGCCUCCGGCUCGGCUUCGACCGGCGAGAUGAGCAGCAGCGAGGCCAGCACGCCCGCCCAGACCCCGCUGGCCGCCCCGAUCAUCCCCACCUUACACUCGCCCGGGAACCCCCCGCCGCCCGUGCCCACCAAGGAGGAGGAGGCUCUGCGUGCUCAGGUGAAGGACCUGGAGGAGAAGCUGGAGACGCUGAAGGUGAAGCGCACCGAGGACAAGGCCAAGCUGAAGGAGCUGGAGAAGCACAAGAUCCAGCUGGAGCAGCUGCAGGAGUGGCGGAGCAAGAUGCAGGAGCAGCAGGCCGAGCUGCAGAAGCAACUCAAGGAGGCCAAACGGGAGGCCAAGGAGGCCCUGGAGGCCAAGGAGCACUACAUGGAGGAGAUGUCGGACACGGCGGACGCCGUCGAGAUGGCCACGCUGGACAAGGAGAUGGCCGAGGAGCGCGCCGAGUCCCUGCAGCUGGAGGUGGACUCCAUGAAGGAGAAGGUGGAGGAGCUCACCGUGGACCUGGAGAUCCUCAAGCACGAGAUUGAGGAAAAAGGUUCUGACGGCGCCGCGUCCAGCUAUCACGUCAAACAGCUGGAGGAGCAAAACGGGAGGCUGAAGGAAGCGCUGGUCAGGAUGCGAGAUCUGUCCUCAUCGGAGAAGCAAGAACACUCGAAGCUGCAGAAGCAGAUGGAGAAGAAGAACGUGGAGUUGGACGCGUUGAGAGCCAACAAGGAGAAGCUGCAAGAGGAAAUGGCGGCGGCCGACAAGACCGUCGACGAGCUGAAGGAGCAGGUGGAUGCGGCCUUGGGGGCCGAGGAGAUGGUGGAGACCCUGACGGAGAGGAACUUGGACCUGGAGGAGAAAGUGCGCGAGCUCAGGGAGACCGUCACCGACCUGGAGGCCAUCAACGAGAUGAACGACGAGCUGCAGGAGAACGCCCGCGAGACGGAGCUGGAGCUGCGGGAGAUGCUGGACCUGAGCGCGGCCCGGGUCCGAGAGGCCGACAAGCGGGUGGAGGCGGCGCAGGAGACGGUGGCCGACUACCAGCAGACCAUCAAGAAGUACCGCGAGCUCACCGCUCACCUGCAGGAAGUGAACCGGGAGCUGACCAGCCAGCAGGAAGCGUCGGCCGAGCUCCAGCAGCAGCAGCAGCAGCAGCAGCAGCCCGCCGAGACCUUUGACUUCAAGAUCAAGUUCGCUGAGACAAAGGCGCACGCAAAGGCCAUGGAGAUGGAGCUGAGGAAGAUGGAGGUGAGCCAGGCCAACAGACACGUUUCCCUGCUCACCUCCUUCAUGCCCGAGUCCUUCCUGCGCCACGGCGGCGACCACGACUGCAUCCUGGUGCUGCUGCUCAUCCCCAGACUCGUCUGCAAGGCGGAGCUGAUAAGCAAGCAAGCGCAGGAGAAGUUCGACCUGAACGAGACGAGCGCCGAGCCGAGGGGGCUGAGGGGUUCCGCGGGCGAGCGGCUGAGCUUCGCCGGGGGUCUGGUCUACUCGCUGAGCCUCCUGCAGGCCACCCUCCGCAAAUACGACCAGGCGCUGUCCCGCUGCGACGUGGACGUGUACAAGAAGAUCGGCUCGCUGUACUCGGAGAUGAGCGUCCACGAGCGCUCGCUGGACUUCCUGAUCGAGCUGCUCCACAAGGACCAGCUGGACGAGACCGUCAACGUGGAGGCGCUCACCAGGGCCAUCAAGUACUACCAGCAACUGUACGGCGUUCAUCUGGCGGACCAGAGCGAGGAUUGCACCCUCCAGCUGGCCGACCACAUCCGGUUCACGCAGAGCGCACUGGACUGCGUGUCGGUGGAGGCGGGCCGCCUGCGGGUCUUCCUGCACGCCGGCCAGGAGAAGUCCGACCUGGCCGCGCUGCUGCAUGACUUGGAGACUUCCUGCGGAGACGUGCGGCAGUUCUGCAAGAAGAUUCGGCGCCGCAUGCCCGGCACCGACGCGCCGGGCAUCCCGGCGGCGCUCAGCUUCGGGCCCCAGGUGUCGGAGACGCUGCGCGAGUGCCGCAAGCACCUGACGCUGGCGGUGGCGCUGCUGCAGGAGGUCGCGGCGGCCGCGGCGCAGAUGAUGUCGCCGCUGGCCGAGAACGAGGGGCUGCCGGCCGCCAAGCUGGAGGACGUCGCCUUUAAGGCGGGAGAGCAGAUUUACGGGCGACCGGGCGCCAACCCGUACGAGUGUUUGCGUCAGUCGUGCGGCGUCGUCAUAGCGACCAUGAACAAGAUGGCCACCGCCAUGCAGGAGGGCGAGUACGACUCCGAGCGGCCUCGCGCCAAGGACUCGCCUCCCGUGGAGCUGCGGGCGGCGGCUCUUCGUGCGGAAAUGACGGACGCCGAAGGUUUGGGGAUGAAGCUGGAGGACAGGGAGACGGUCAUCAAGGAGCUCAAGAAGUCGCUCAAGAUUAAGGGCGAAGAAUUGAGCGAGGCCAGCGUGCGUCUGAGCCUGCUGGAGAAGAAACUGGACAGCUCGUCCAAAGACGCCGACGAGCGCGUGGAGAAGAUCCAGACCCGCUUGGACGAAGCUCAGAACCUCCUCAAGAAGAAAGAGAAGGACUUCGAGGAGACGAUGGACGCGCUGCAGGCCGACAUCGACCAGUUGGAGGCCGAGAAGGCCGAGCUCAAGCAGCGCGUCGGGGCCGUCGGCGCCGGACAGGCCAAGAUGGCCGGCGACGGCCCGCGAGGAGGCGCAGCGCCAGCGUGCGCUUCGUGCGCGUCGGGCGUCCAAGUGGUGGACUCGCCGCUGUUGACGCGCCAGCUGGAAGCUCAGCGCCUUUGCAUCAAGCAGCUCAAGAACCAAAACAACUGGCUCCAGGCGGAGAAGAUGCGCGAGCAGCUGGCGGCGCUGCCCCCGCUGCGCGUGGCCAAGCUGCCGUCGACGGCCGGCGGCCCCGCGCCGCUCUCUGGCGCCCUCUACAGGAAGACGGACCAGCUGCUGGAGACGUUGCUGCAGAUGAGCGCCAACGUCAAAGUGGUGGACAUCAGCGGAAAGUCGCCCGUGACUCCCGGCGCUCAACUUCUGGAGCAGACGGCCCGCUUGCAGUCGCUGCGGGACACGCUGGACCGACUCAAGGACGAGGUGGCCGCGCACGUCCUGGAGCGGCGAGCCGGCGCUCGGGCGCCGUCGGACUUCGCCGCCUUUCCCGCCGCCGCCUUCGUCAAGGCGAUUAACGAGCAGCCGUUGUUGCCGUUCUGGAGGCGGAGGAGGAGAAGCGCGGCGGCGACUGCGUUCUGGCGGGCCGCGUGAUGGUGCCGUGUCCUCGGGGCCAGGAGCGCGUCCACCGCCUGCUCCUGACGCAAGGCCAACUGCGCCACGUCCACAGCCUCCUCCUCACCUGAGCCUCGUGACGCGUCGCGCGUUAUUGGGCAAAAGAUGAUUUGCUUUUGGAAAUUUCCAUCAUUACAAUUUGAGUCCCCAUUGAAAAAAAGACGCUUCUGAUGAUUUUGGUGGCAUUUUGCCGUCGUUCCAAACGCCAGCGUGACGAUUAGAUGUUGAAACGGUUGCUUCCACUGCGGGUUUCGCCUUUGCUGAAUUCACUUCAUUCGCUUGCGGUUGGAGAUUUUGUAAACAUUUUGUCUUUCGGUCCACGAGGUUUGUCGUUGGGCUUCCACAUUGUACACGCGGUCAUAUUUUGAAUGAUUUGUUUUUUAUUUGGGGAAAGGUCAAAUAUGUUGUCGAUUCCCAACUAAGUCUUGGUUUGGAUUUUUUUUUUUUUUUUUCUUUUUCGAACAUCCGAGGGUUUUUAACGAGGAACUGCAAUCGAGCGUGAUUAAUGCUACUUUUGAAAGUCAUUUACACAAUUACAUUUUUUUUUAACUGCCUAACCAACUACAUUUCCAAAGUGAUAUUCUCAACGUUUGUUAACUUAACGUUCCGCCAUCAUUUUUUUUUAAUGAAUUUUUCAAGUUUUUUGCACCCCAGAGUCUCCACCGGGGAUUUCUGUGACUCGGCCGGUCUCGGUCAGCUCGGCGGUCGAAGUUCCCUCAGCGAGAAGAACGUCGCGACCGAAGCCUUGCGACGUUCUCCGAGGGACGCGCCCGCCGAGUUUUAACCGAACCGGAAGAGUUCUAGAAAGGCCUACAAGUAGGUGUCCUCGUGCAUUUUUUGCACUUUUGAAUUGAUUUAAUUGGAAGGCAGCACUCUUUUUUUUUUUUUU
Molecule: messenger RNA, 4677 nt
Organism: Syngnathoides biaculeatus (alligator pipefish)
Lineage: Eukaryota; Metazoa; Chordata; Actinopteri; Syngnathiformes; Syngnathidae
Gene: dctn1b
Product: dynactin 1b
Exons: 29
Coding region: 120-3767 (1215 amino acids)
Biological process (GO): establishment of mitotic spindle orientation; nuclear migration
Cellular component (GO): axon; microtubule associated complex; spindle pole
Source: RefSeq, a predicted model, not a curated record